GAAGUGGACCACCUAAAAAUAGUGAACGUGUCCAGGAUGUGGUAUUAUCAGUCGAAACUGCUAGUACCCAGCAGUGAAAACAUAGCCAUUCAGACGCCUUGGCUGGCUCCCAUCGUGUGGGACGGGACUUUCCAUAUUAAAAUCCUGAACCAGCAAUUCCGGCUCCAGAAUGUCUCCAUUGGGUUAGUCGUGUUUGCCACCGGAGAAUAUGUAGCCUUCCUAAAAGUGUUCCUGCAGACCGCGGAGAUGUACUUCAUGGAGGGACACAGGGUGAAGUACUACAUUUUCACUGAUCAGCCAGCUAGCGUGCCACUCCUGAAGACCUCUAAGGGGAGGCAGAUGAUAAUUCUGGAAGCCCAGGCUUCUGCGCAUCCCCUGAACACCUACAUCUACAGGAUGGAGGUGAUCAGCCAUUUUUCCCAGCAGCGCUUUGCGAAGGAGGUGGAUUACCUGGUCUGUGCUCACGUGAACAUGGUUUUCUGCAACAGCGUUGGCGUGGAGAUCCUGUCGUCCUUGUUUGGCACACUGCACCCUCUGUUCUUCGGAUUGCCAAGACAAAUGUUGGCCUAUGAAAGGCAACCUCAGUCACAAGCCUACAUUUCUGAGGACGAGGGAGAUUUUUACUACUCAGGAGCCUUCUUUGGGGGAAAGGUACUGGAAGUUUACAGGCUCACCAAGCUGUGUUACCAGGCGAUGAUGCUGGACCAAGCCGCUCACAUCCAGGUCAUGCGGUCCGAUGAAAGCUAUCUGAACAAGUAUCUCCUUUACAACAAACCCACCAAGGUCCUCUCUCCUGAGUACAUGUGGAAUAAGGAACUUCUGAACAGACAACGUUUUCAAGAAGAGUUGAUAAACAGGGAAAUGUUUGUAAGAAUCAGCAAAUAUCCCUGGACUUACACUCACCAAGACUUUCAGGGAGAUCCUGAACAGGGUCAGUGA
Molecule: messenger RNA, 939 nt
Organism: Chionomys nivalis (European snow vole)
Lineage: Eukaryota; Metazoa; Chordata; Mammalia; Rodentia; Cricetidae
Product: histo-blood group ABO system transferase-like
Exons: 1
Coding region: 37-939 (300 amino acids)
Biological process (GO): carbohydrate metabolic process
Cellular component (GO): Golgi apparatus; vesicle; membrane
Molecular function (GO): glycoprotein-fucosylgalactoside alpha-N-acetylgalactosaminyltransferase activity
Source: RefSeq, a predicted model, not a curated record